Messenger RNA from Oldenlandia corymbosa var. corymbosa, 1211 nucleotides. Lineage: Eukaryota; Viridiplantae; Streptophyta; Magnoliopsida; Gentianales; Rubiaceae. The record is from the annotation of a GenBank genome assembly.
UUUAGAUAAACUAAUCUAUAACAAUACAGCCAUACAUCAACAUGCUUUUCAUCAUUAUUUUUGCUCUCUUAUUUUUCAUUCCUAGCCUAAUCGCUUUUGAUCCGUAUACAAUCUAUACCCAACUUAAUUUACCUUCUGGAGUUCUUGGCCCUGAUUCUGUUACCUUAGAUCGGUUUAGAGGAGGACCUUAUGUUGCUGUCAAUGAUGGUAGAGUUUUGAAGUAUGAUGGUUCGAAUUUUCAAGAUUUUGCAUUUACCUCGCCAAACAGGAGUAAGAAUUUAUGUGAUGGAACGAAAGACCUAAACUUAGGUCCAAAAUGCGGAAGGCCAUUUGGAUUUAGUUUCAAUACAAUAACUGGAGUUCUUUACAUUGUAGAUGCUUAUCUUGGUCUUUUUAAGGUUGGACCAAAUGGUGGACAAGCAACUUUACUAGCCAAUAGUGCUAAUGGUGUACCAUUUAAGUUCCUUACUGGAAUUGAUGUUGAUAUACCCACUGGAUUGGUCUAUUUCACAGAUGCAAGCACAACCUACUCUUUGAAGGAUGCCCUUGAAGGUAAAUUUCCUCCUAGUGAUUCAACCGGAAGAUUAUUGCAAUAUGAUCCCAUCACUAGACAAGUCAAAGAGUUAUUAAAAGGGGUUCCUGCACCAGUAGGACCCGCAGUUAGCAUCGAUAGUUCAUUUGUGAUAUUCUCCCAAUUUUAUGCACAAAAAGUGGUGAAAUAUUGGCUUAUGGGGCCAAGAACAGGUGCUACUGAUAUUUUACUAAAUUUACCAGGCAAUCCUGUUAAAGUUAAAAGAGCUGAAAAACCCGGCGAAUUUUGGGUGCCCGUAAAUCAUAAUUUUUUGCCAUCCGGUUACAAAUUCAAUUCACGAGGUGAUAUUCUUCUCGUAAAAGAUCUUUCCAAGCAAUUUGUCAAUGCUCGAGUGGAUGUAAUUCAAGAAUAUGAAGAAGUAAUCAUCUAUGUUGGGUCAGUUGAAGCUAAUUUUGUUGGCGUGUUCAGUGGAUGGUGAUAAGUGAAAACAAGAAUAUAGGAUCAGAUUGUCUUUUAGAACAAGUUGGUAAGAAUAAUCAAUAAUUGCUUCUUUGUUUUGAUAUAUGAAUAAGCACAUCUAUGUGAUGCAAAUUUUAAGUAUGUUUUUCAAGAAAAUUAUCAUAGCUAAAUUCGAUAAUAUAUGUGAUGAAUUUUCUCCAAUAGGAGAAAUGUAACUCAG